Messenger RNA from Symbiodinium natans, 2856 nucleotides. The record is from the annotation of a GenBank genome assembly. Lineage: Eukaryota; Dinophyceae; Suessiales; Symbiodiniaceae.
AUGGAGCCAUCAGCUGUGCGUGCAGGGAUUCCAAUGGUGAUGCCCGAUGCUUCUGAGGGUGAAGAGUCUGCCACGAGCCUGGCAACAGACGCCGAAGAAAAGGAUGAACAGCCCAAAGAGGAGGCGGAGAAGCAGGCGGAGAAAGAGGCUGAGCAGCCCAAAGAGGAGGUCAGGCAGGAGGAGGUCGCGGAGGGGAGCGUUGCCAAGCGCAUGCGAAUCCACGGACCUGGAAAUGGGUCAGAGCAGGACAGCCUCGCAGACGGCGAGGCGGUGGACAGCUUGUGCGAGCCAGUCAACUGCGCUGCUUUGCGGCGCCUCUUGCAAUGCCGUGCCGCCUGGUCCCUCAACCUGCGCGAGGACUUGUUCAACAUUCUCUUCCGCUGCGACCUCCAGAGUCUCUUAGGGGGCGACACUCAGGAGCUGGAGGUGAUGUAUCGCGCGUUGCCGGUCCUCAAGGGCAAGUCAGGGCGCCGCUACAGCGGAGCCAAGCAGCUGACAGAUGACGACUGCUCGGCGCCGCGCGUGUGUCGCCGCGCGCACAAGCAGGGGCUGUCCCCGUUUGAAGCUACUCGGGGCCUCUUCUCCAUGGACAAGAUCGUGAAGGAGCUCGGGCGAGCGGCGCUGCCCAUCGCAGACCUCGACAUCGUGCACGCGGCGCCGGUGCUGCAGAACAGACGGCACCCGGACAAGCCGUGCUUGGAGCGUCUUGUCAAGGACCGCGAUGCCUGCUACCAAGAGCUCGCCUGCAGUCGGGAGGCUGCCAAGAAAGCCUUCAACGGCUUGAUCUGUGGCGGCGGCGCCCGCCACUUGCAGACCAUGGCGACGGACUUCGGCGUGACCAUCAGCCCAUUCUUGAACGAGUUCUGGGGCGAGCAACAGGCCAUCAGGAGGCAGGACGCCGCCAAUCACCCUCAGGCAAUGCAAGAGCUGAGGCGAAGGGGAACGCGCUAUCCGGAAGCUAGUCUCCAAGAGCGGCUGUACGAGGUGGACGAGCGGGCUGCGAUCGACAAGGUGGCAGAGUGGCUGAGAACGACCCCCGACACCGGUAGCAUCGUUUCUUAUGAGCAUGACGGGGUGGCCGUGCUGGACCCAAGUGGGGUCGGCGACGACGCUUGGAAGCAGCGCCUCGUGGAUGGGGCACGCCAACAGACCGGGCUGGAGUUUGCUGUGAAGCCGUACAGAUCGGAGGCGAUGAUUUGGGAGCUGCUCAGGCAGGAGCACCCAGAGCUGGACUGGGACACCCAAGACCUGGAUGCGUAUCAGCUCGAGCACAAGCGCCUACAGCUGAAGUACUACAUGCGGGAUGGCAGGUCCCAGCCGGACAUGCUGGUCGGCGAGCUCAUCGGAGCUCAGCCCGCUCCCGACAAUUCCGCGGUGCCGUGCCGCGAAGUCUUCCGGACGCUGGCAGACGCCCGCGACAUCGAAGUUGCUGCAUUCAACGAGGACUCUCGCUGCUGGCACAUUCACACGAAGCAUCAAGUGAAGCACCGGCUGGUGGAGGCAGCCCAGCAGGUGGUGGACGGCUGCUGGAAGGUAGACGUCUUUCCGCCGGCGUGGACCCGCAAGUCUGGGUGCAUGCUACAGGCAACGGAAUUCUUCGUGGGCCAGAUGUACGAUGAGUCCUUUAUGGAUUCCAUGGAUGCGAAGGAGACUGAUCGCUAUGUUCUCUUCCGCGGCGGCCUGACGCUUGAUCGGGACACGAAGCUGGUGGAGCGUGGCCGCAGGGACCUCUUCAUCACGCGCAGGGCUGGCCUCGAAUACCCCGCUGAGCUUGCCGCGAAGUGGGCGGACGAGCUGAAGCAAGUCUUCGAGCGGGCGAAGGCGUAUGAGCAGGGCUUCCUCACGGCCCCGCUGAACGGCUACCCGGUGAUGCUGUCCGAGACGUUCAAGGACCUUGCAGAGCGCCUGGAGGUCGUGCAAGUCUUGUACUCGUUUUGGGAGUCGUGGCCCAUGGUCACCUUCAUCCUGAAGCAGACCGCGCGGUCUUUGUUCUGCAGGGAGGGCUACGAGGAGUUCCUCAUCCACAUGGGAGAGGGCGCGAACGGCAAGGGCCUGUGGACGCAGAUAGUGGCCACGCUCUUUGGCGAGUACUGCCACCUGCCCAGCAUGGACACCUUCUGCACGGCCUUCAACCCGAGCAAUGCCACCCCCAACUUGCUGGAGAUUCGCGCAAGGCGCUUCUUGAUGGUGACCGAAGCCGAGGGAGCAUCCAAGGUACGCAGCGGCUUUGUGAAGACCCUCCGUGACCCGACCUCGGAGAUCACUUGCCGAAACUUGUACAAGAGCAACGUGACAUUCCAGCCCCGCUUUCUGCUGAACAUGUCCAGCAAUGUCGAGGUGCGAUUCACGUCUACAGACGGAGGAAUCGGGCGAUCGCUCACAGUGGUGCCCUGGCCUUUCAAGUUUGUGCAGAACCCCAUCAAGGCGAAUGAGCGUCCAGUUCGGACUGAUUUCAAGUACGACCCGGAUCUCCGCCGUCGUCUUGCAGAGGAGCUCCUGGUCUUGCUCGUCGCGGUGGACGAGGUGUUCCUGAAGCAGAAGGCGCCUGGAACCACCAUCUUCCCAAGGCCGCAGGUGGUCGAGGAGGCUUCGAAUAACAACAUGGAAACUUCCGCCAAGACUUUGUGGCACGAUUUCUGCCAGCAGCUGGCGGUGGCGCAGCAUGCGGGCGAGGCCUCCACGCAAAGUACCAUCAUCUUUGCCUGGACGAAUUUCUGUCGGGCUGUGGCCACCAAGGCAGAGGCGAUUGCAGUGCUUGAAGAGAACCUCGAGAAGGUUCGCAGCCAAGGACAGCGCUACUUCAGGUUCAAGGGCCACGCUCGCGGCUGGCUGAAGCUGGCUGAGCAGGUGCCCUGA